AAAAUCCACAGUUCUUCAUAUUUCAGCAGUUCGGGGUGCAAGUUUGGUGCUGGCAAAGUGAUUUCAAGGCCAAGUAAGAAGAGAGAACUCUGGCCACAAACCUCUCAAGGGGAAUACAUUGUGAGCGCUUACUUGGACAAACAUUUCUCCAAGGAGUCGCUCAGCCCAUGCCGCCCGCCCUGAGGGACUGAACCCGUGCCAUGGGGCCGCCCGGGGGCCUGCUGGGCGCGGGGCAGGGGCCCCUGGCCCUGUGGGGCAGCCUGGCGGCUGUCGCCACCUUCCUCCUCGUCACCUUCCUCAUCCUCCUGUGCUCCGGCUGUGACAGAGAAAAGAAGCCAAGACAACACAGUGGGGAUGAUGAGAACCUGAUGAACGUGACUUCUGACAAGGAGAUGUUCAGCCGCUCCAUUACCAGCCUGGCCACGGACGCCCCCAUCAGCAGUGAGCAGAACGGGGCGCUCACCAACGGAGACAUUCUCUCCGAGGACAGCACGCUGACCUGCAUGCAGCACUACGAGGAGGUGCAGACCUCGGCGUCCGACCUGCUGGACUCGCAGGACAGCGGCGGGAAGCCCAAGUGCCACCAGAGCCGGGAGCUGCCGCAGAUCCCCCCCGAGGGCGCGGUGGGCGCGCUGCGGGCCGACGGGGACCCCGCGCCGGGCCUGGAGGGGCCCUACGAGGUGCUCAAGGACAGCUCCUCCCAGGAGAACAUGGUGGAGGACUGCCUGUACGAGACGGUCACGGAGAUCAAGGACGUGGCGGCCCCGCCCGGCAGGGGCCCCCGCGCCCGGCCCAACGCGGCACCCAGGGGCGCGGCCGGCGCGCACCCCGACGGCAGGGCGGACUUCGCCGAGUACGCGUCGGUGGACCGCAACAAGAAGGGCCGGCAGAGCGCGCCCCCCGACAGCACCCCGGGGGGCGCCGAGCCGGAGGACGAGCCCCCGCCGCCCGUGCCCGCCAAGCUGCUGGACGAGAACGAAAACCUGCAGGAGGAAGAGGAGGAGGAGGAGGAGGAGGAGCAGGGGAGCGCAGGCCCCGAGGGCGGCCCGGAGGAGGCCGAGGGCGCCAACAAGAGAUUCAGUUCAUUGUCAUACAAGUCCCGGGAAGAAGACCCAACUCUCACGGAAGAAGAGAUCUCAGCUAUGUAUUCGUCGGUGAACAAACCUGGACAGCCAGGAAAUAAAUCAGGACCAUCGCUUCAAGUGCCAGAGGCCACCUACAGUUCCAUCGAGGGAGCCACCCAGAGAUCUCCCUCUUCAUGCAGUGAUCUCUAUGCCACUGUUAAAGACUUUGAGAAGAUGCCCAGCAACAGCGUCAGCGUGAUUUCCCCCCCUGGAAGACUAGGUGAGGAGCUAGAGCCCCACUACGAAGCCAUCCACACUCUGAGUAGAGAAGAAGAAAAGGCCCCCCCGGAAGCCAACGGCCUCCAGAGCCUCUUCCCAAAGGAGAAUGACUAUGAGAGCAUCGGGGACUUGCAGCAGUGCCGAGACGUCACCAGGCUCUAG
Molecule: messenger RNA, 1505 nt
Organism: Sorex fumeus (smoky shrew)
Lineage: Eukaryota; Metazoa; Chordata; Mammalia; Eulipotyphla; Soricidae
Gene: PAG1
Product: phosphoprotein membrane anchor with glycosphingolipid microdomains 1
Exons: 8
Coding region: 201-1505 (434 amino acids)
Biological process (GO): intracellular signal transduction; negative regulation of T cell activation
Cellular component (GO): plasma membrane; membrane raft
Source: RefSeq, a predicted model, not a curated record